AUGAAAGGAUUGAAAUCUGUUCGAGCUCUGGCACGACACCAUCCAGAACACCUGCAGACCAAACUCCAUGAAGUAUGCCUGGUCCUCACAGAAGCGGUCAAAAAACUGCGCUCUGCUGUGGCCUGUUCUGCAAUGAGCACCCUAGCAGAGCUCCAUACCAAACUGGGGAGGGCCAUGGACAAUGAGGCACAGUGGACAGGCCGCGUCCUGCUGCUGAAGUUGGCAUACACAACCAACGCCUUCAUUUACCAGCAGGCUAACCCUGUCCUGGAUGCGCUGGUGGAGAGCUGCAGCACCAGUAAAGUGAUAAGUGUUCUCCUCAACACAGGGUUGAGCCACCGUUGUGCUGCAGUGAGGGGCUGCACAGCCCAGCACCUCCACCAGCUGGCGGACAUCCUCGGAGAGGAGCAGAUCCCGACAGCAGGGAACAACUUCACACAGAGUUUCCUUAUUGCUGUCAGUAAGAUGGCGGUGGAUGCUUCCACAGACGUCAGGUACUACGGACAAAAGAUGCUCAAAGGAUUUGCCCACCAGAAGGGGUUCGCGGCUCUGUUGGAUAGGACCAUCCAAGUGAAAGACAGGCGUCCCUUGGAUAAGAUCUUGAAGAAGAUGGGGCAGUAG
Molecule: messenger RNA, 621 nt
Organism: Etheostoma cragini (Arkansas darter)
Lineage: Eukaryota; Metazoa; Chordata; Actinopteri; Perciformes; Percidae
Product: TOG array regulator of axonemal microtubules protein 2-like
Exons: 4
Coding region: 1-621 (206 amino acids)
Biological process (GO): microtubule cytoskeleton organization
Cellular component (GO): cytoplasmic microtubule; cilium
Molecular function (GO): microtubule binding
Source: RefSeq, a predicted model, not a curated record